CAGUACCUUGCCGCAGUGACGUCUGCUUUCGUCUUUCCGUUCUAUCACGUCACUCUCUUUCCUCCCUCUGCCCCUGAUAACAGAUUAGGUCCGUGAUGAGACGUCUCUCCUCCUCUCUGCCAACAUGCUCGGACUCUCGACAGCCGAUGGGUUCAUGAGCGUGAAAGGAGGAGUCGACGACAUGAUUAAAUACCUUGCUAACGAGCCUUCGAUGGGUCUCUAUUUCGUGCAGCAGCACGCCCAAUCCUCUAUGCCCUACCUCCUUGAUGUCAAGGACAAAGUUAUGGAAAAGAUUCAUGAGGUUACUCUUCAAACUGAAGAUGUUGAAGAUUCAAUUGAUGUAGUGCAGUCAAUGACAGAAAUUGGCUAUCCUCUCGUUGAAGAGAUGAUUAAAGACAUCAAAACAUCUCUACUCAUUAUUUCAAAAUGCCAACCAAAAAGGGGGUUAAUUCAAAUGCCAACCUGGGGCCGUCAGACUGAGAGCAGAAACUCAAAUGUUGCUGUAGCAGUUGGUUGCAGUGACAAGUUCGGCCACCAAGAUGAUGAAGGAAGCCAUAGCUACCUGUCUGCUGUUCUUAGUUCAGCUAAACAAAGAGCUGUAGGUUUUCGGCGGCCUCCAAUCUAUCAAUCAUCAAAAUUUGAUCAACCCGUGCAACCUUCAUCUCAAUCACCAUUAGAAUCAGAUGCUUCUACUCAAUCUUACGCAGAUGCAGAGGAACUUCCUGUGUCAGUCAGCCUUGAGAUCCAUGAAAGGCCAUUGAAUCCUUCAGGUUCUCAUGGCUCGCAAGACAGUAGUGAAGUAUUGUACCCCUCGGAAGAUUACAGCAAAUUUAAAUAUGAGAAAGAAGCUAAAUUUGAAGCAUGGCUGCAAGAGUCUGAUGGGCUCGACAAGUUUAUUAGACCGGCUGAUUGAUAUUAUCUCGAUACAGUUACCUCUUGAUAGUGUAUUUUUCUCUGUUCUGGUUUGAACCGUAAGCAGCAAUUUUGUGUUUAUAUAUUUGUCGCUGCCAUGCAACGUAAAGGUUUUAUGCGUUAUAGCAUCAAUGGUUGUGUUAUUUAUUUUACAACUAUAAUGGUUUGUAAAAGGUCCAAUCCAUUCCAACACCAAUCAAGUUUAGGCUUUUUGCAUC
This is a messenger RNA of Dendrobium catenatum, 1130 nucleotides long. RefSeq lists its product as uncharacterized. The record is from RefSeq and is a predicted model, not a curated record. The transcript has 4 exons. Lineage: Eukaryota; Viridiplantae; Streptophyta; Magnoliopsida; Asparagales; Orchidaceae. Bases 125 to 913 code for a protein of 262 amino acids.